AUGUCCCUCUACUUUGAUGCGGUCGCAGUCUUGACCGCGCCGGCUUCUGGCGGCUCUUUCAAGUCGCGCAUCUACAGUGCCCGCAAUCUUCGCGCGGCCCCGGCCCAGAUCUAUGCCCUCAUCACUGAGGCCUCCAAAUGGGACACCGUCCUUGCCGAGGUCAUUGAAAAGGCCGAUAUUCUGAACCUGGAGCGCAAGCUCACCCCCCUCCUUGCUCUCCUUCUGGUCCAUGACCAUCUCCUCGCGAAAAAGGGUAUCGCGGCACCGGCCACCCAUUGGCUUCGCCAGGCUGUCGAGCGCCAUAAAGUACGGUUAAAGGCAGAAUUUACCAAGGCGCGCGUACGUCGUGGCUGUGGCUCGGUGGAACAGCUCAAGUCGGCGAUUCUGCGCCAGAAGCGGGAGGCUGAUGGCAGCUCCCAGUUCGUCUACCCACGUUGGGUGCGCGUGAAUAAUAUCCGCAGUACUCUGGAGGACCAGCUGCGUACGACUUUUGCAGACUACCAGCGAGUCGACUCGUUGAUGGCAUUGGCUCCCGACGACGAGGGAAAAAACAAGCAGAAGCUGCUGUACCUCGACCCGCACAUUCCAGAUCUCGUGGCUGUUCCUUACGGUGCUGAUUUUACCUCGUCCCCCGCGUACAAAAGCGGAGAGAUCAUCUUGCAGGACAAAGCGUCAUGCUUCCCUGCGUAUUUACUGCUAGGCGAUCGUGGCCCUGCUGAUCCCUGGCAAGGAGACCUCGUGGACGGAUGCGCCGCCCCGGGUAAUAAAACUACACAUAUGGCAUCGCUGGUUGCGAAGCAGAAGCAAAAGACACGGAAACGGAUAUUCUGUAUGGAUGCAUCUAAGUUGCGUUCUAAGACACUACAGAAGAUGGUGACUUUGGCCGGGGCGGAUCCUACCGUCACGGUCCUCCAGGGCCAGGAUUUUCUGGCGUUGGACCCCUUGGAUGAGCGGUUCCAGGAGGUUUCUGGCCUUUUGCUAGAUCCGAGUUGCUCAGGCAGUGGGAUCAUUGGCCGGGACGACUUUCCCCAGCUUACAUUGCCCCAGGCCAAUGUGCCCAAGGUCAAGCCGCAGGGCAAGAAACGCAAGCGUCAAGCCGACGAUCAGGAUGAUGCAGGCGAACAGUCGAAAGUAACGGUGGAAGCCCCGACUGCAUCCCCGUCGGACGAGAACGAUAUCCCCAGCGGAGCUUUGGAUGAUGACCGGCUCACGAAGUUGUCCAACCUUCAGGCACGCAUUGUAGAGCAUGCCUUGAGCUUCCCAGCGGCAACCCAUGUCACGUACAGCACCUGCUCUAUUCACCUCAUCGAGAACGAGGCAGUCGUGGCCCGAAUCCUGGCAUCAGAGGUCGCACAACGACGAGGUUGGCGUCUAUUGCGGCGUGACGAGCAACCGGAAGGAUUGCGCAAGUGGAAGCAUCGUGGUGUGCGACGGGAUCGGGAAAAUGGUGAAUCAGACGUGACCCCAGCCGAAGUCGAUCUGCCCGGUGACGCCCUCGAAGCCUGCCUGCGCUGCUGGACCGGCGAUGCAGAGGGACUGGGAGGUUUCUUCGUUGCGGGCUUUGUGCGCGACGCCCAGUCUGAGGACAAGACAAGCCCAAAGGUGAAAAGAUCGAACACGGUCCAUGAUGAAACGACAGAGAAAGACGAUGCAGAGGAGGACGAUGAUAAUGAUGAUGAUGAUGAUGAUGAUGAAUGGGAUGGCUUCUCUGAUUAA
Molecule: messenger RNA, 1716 nt
Organism: Penicillium argentinense
Lineage: Eukaryota; Fungi; Ascomycota; Eurotiomycetes; Eurotiales; Aspergillaceae
Product: rRNA (cytosine-C5-)-methyltransferase RCM1
Exons: 2
Coding region: 1-1716 (571 amino acids)
Biological process (GO): rRNA base methylation
Cellular component (GO): nucleolus
Molecular function (GO): methyltransferase activity
Source: RefSeq, a predicted model, not a curated record